This is a messenger RNA of Athene cunicularia (burrowing owl), 2202 nucleotides long. RefSeq names its product natural resistance-associated macrophage protein 2-like. Gene Ontology annotation, biological process: metal ion transport. The transcript has 8 exons. Bases 1 to 1149 code for a protein of 382 amino acids. NCBI's taxonomy places the organism in Eukaryota, Metazoa, Chordata, Aves, Strigiformes, Strigidae. Gene Ontology annotation, cellular component: plasma membrane. Gene Ontology annotation, molecular function: manganese ion transmembrane transporter activity; cadmium ion transmembrane transporter activity; iron ion transmembrane transporter activity. The record is from RefSeq and is a predicted model, not a curated record.
AUGCGCGACCGCCACAGCCCUGUGCUCAUCCAGGAGAUUAAAGGGAGAAGGCAUUUUCCCUCGUUUGAAUGGUAUUGGACAUUUCUUUCCCAGGUCCCUCGGAUUAUCCUGUGGCUGAUGGUCGAACUCGCAAUCAUUGGAUCUGACAUGCAAGAAGUCAUCGGCUCGGCGAUUGCUAUUAACCUGCUGUCUGUGGGGAAGAUCCCGCUGUGGGGUGGUGUGCUCAUCACCAUCGCUGACACAUUCGUCUUUCUCUUCCUGGACAAAUAUGGCUUGCGCAAACUGGAGGCGUUCUUUGGGUUCCUGAUCACCAUCAUGGCUCUGACGUUUGGAUACGAGUAUAUCACGGUAAAACCCAGCCAGGAGAAGCUGCUAAAGGGGCUCUUCAUCCCCUACUGCCAGAACUGCGGCACGCCCCAGCUGGAGCAGGCCGUGGGGAUCGUGGGCGCCGUGAUCAUGCCACACAACAUGUACCUGCACUCUGCCUUGGUCAAGGUAAGCGGCUGUGCUGGUUCAUGUAGAAGGCACAGACAGGAAUGGCAGGCUGGGAGGCCUGAAACACUCAGAAUCCCAGAAUCAUCCGGGUUGGAAAAGCUCUUGAGGUGGAGAGGAUCAGCCAGGGUCUGGAAUUGCUUCCUUCUGCCAGCCGGGGGAAGUCCCUUUGACACAGCUGACAAUAGCUUUGGGGAAAUGCUGUCAGAUAUGAGCCAACCUCAGAUGUUUGACUGCGCUGAGGUCAUCAGAACAAUUUCCACUCUUUAUUCUUCUGCAUUUUCUUGCUUGUUCCAGCUUCCCUUCGCUUUGAUCCCUGUCCUGACAUUCACCAGCCUGCCCAGCGUCAUGAAUGAUUUUGCCAACGGACUGUUCUGGAAGGUCGCUGGCGGCGUGCUGAUCCUCCUCAUCUGCAGCGUUAACAUGUACUUCGUGGUGGACUACGUCAGGGCCCUGAACCACGUGGCUUUGUACGUCGGGGCUGCGGUUCUCAGCGUGAUCUACCUGUCCUUUGUGGCGUAUUUGACCUGGCUGUGUCUCAUUGCCCUGGGCGUCUCCUUCCUGGCCUGCGGGAAAACGCGCCACCUGGGAUUUGCCGCUCACCCCGAACUCUUCCUCCUCAACAACGUUGACACAGACACGCUCGUCACCAGAUGAUUCCGGCCUCCGCGGUCCUAAGGAUAGACCCGGUUUUAACAGAAACCCUUCUUGUGCUGCUGAAAACUCUCCUCGGUCACGCGAGCUUAGCACAGGACCAGGCUGGGGCUGGUGAGCGGAAGGGCAGCGGGGUCAGGCUGAAGAGCUGCAGAGCCUCGGCCACGGGGCACAUCCCGGCUCCCAACAGCGGCGGCGCCGGUCUUGGGGGUUUGUUUUUAGGUACCUCCAAAAUUUUUCCCCCUUUCCCCCCCCCCUCAAAUAGUUGAUCGGAUCUGGGAAAAGGAUCCGUUGAUAUUUUUCUGAUUUUCAUUCAAAUUUCUUCUGCCUGGUUGGUAGAGCUGGGAUGACGCUAAUCCCUUUUUUGUUUGUUUUUUGGAGGUUUUUUUCCUAAUUCGGAGAAAAUUCCAGUCUUGGAAACCUGAGCAGGGGCAGAAUUUCAUUCCUGGUGAUUUUACAGAGGGGGGGGCGCUCAGAUGAGGGGGAAGGAGCAAAACCACGAGGAGAAGCCACCGAGUAAACCCCGUUUUGUGGCCAGCAGGACCAUCCCCCGUCCCUCCCUACACCCGUGGGUAAUUCUGGCUGGUUUUACCCUAAAACCUGCCCGCGUCCAGCCUCCCCCCGCCACCCUGAGGGGGGGCUGGUUCCUCCCUUUGCAAUUUCCAGAAUUUCAAUGAGUUUCCCUGCCAGGCGCUGUCCUGCUCCGGGCAGGGUUUCACACACAGGACGGGGCUGGUUUUGUGCCAUUUCAAGCAGUUUUAGGUGCUGCUGGGACCCUCCCAGAGCCUAAAACCAAUCCUCAAACCGAGUUUAAACUCAACAGCCCCACCGGUGACGCACUUCUUAUUCCCCACCCCUUUGUCUUUGAUUGAUUCGAACCACAGAGAAUGGGUUUAGAUGUCAUAAUUCACCUUUUCUUUAAUCAAAUCUGGUUUAAUUAAAUAUUUUCCCAAUUAAGCCUUUUUCUUUCGAUGUACUUAGCACCAGCUUUACCCAACGAGGGCUCACAAAGGCCAGACUCUCCCAGUAAAAAAACCCCUCGAUUUAACCUUGUCU